Molecule: messenger RNA, 641 nt
Organism: Scatophagus argus
Lineage: Eukaryota; Metazoa; Chordata; Actinopteri; Scatophagidae
Product: testis-expressed protein 43-like
Exons: 4
Coding region: 101-460 (119 amino acids)
Source: RefSeq, a predicted model, not a curated record
AACACUUUAUUGAUUCAUUCCCACAGUGUCUUCCUGUAAUCCGACACACUACCCACCAUGCACUGGGAGGUUUCUAAGGCGACUCUGACAGUCAACAAACAUGACUGCAGCUGCAGGGAGCUCUCACCAACGUGAGCGAUCCUGCUCCCACAUCCCAACGUUCUCAAGACAGCAUCCCAUGAUCCCCAAACUGUAUGUGAUGCCAUGGAAACAGGACAUGAAGAAUCAGAGACUCCUGAUGAAGAACGCAGCUCUGGCAGGGAUCCCUGUGGUUCCACUUGAGGAGUCUUUGUGUUUUUGUGGUCGGGAGCGUCUCUGCCACAAUCAGGACUCCGCCCACCGCUCCUCCUCUUCUUCUUCAGCUCCUUUCAGCCAGACUGGACUGACAGCUCAUCAUUCCUCCCACUUCUCCAGGUACAACAGCUCUGCGGUGACAGCCAGGCAGCUCUACCAAACUUGAAGACACAUCACACAAAUGCAAAUAACCUUUUCUGUCUGUGGUUUCAACACAGCUGCAGUGUAUUUAAUAUUUAAGUUUACGCACAUACAGUAAUAGCAGGAAAUUUGUUCCUUUAUUUCAGUUUGCAAAUGAUAAUUUGGUCCCAUUUCUUUCUCACAUAUAACAUAUAUAAUAUACAGAA